This is a messenger RNA of Ciona intestinalis (vase tunicate), 2853 nucleotides long. Its product is annotated as crystal protein-like. Gene Ontology annotation, molecular function: cholinesterase activity. The record is from RefSeq and is a predicted model, not a curated record. Lineage: Eukaryota; Metazoa; Chordata; Ascidiacea; Phlebobranchia; Cionidae.
AAGCAUCAAAAAUUUAAAAUGCAAACACUCACACAAGAUAACAGUUUAUUGAACUUGGUUCUCAAACUUUGAGGUUUUGGGUCUCGGUUUACCCCACGGAGUCCAUCCUAUAUAUAUAGCAACCAAUCGUACAGGAUUAGACAAGCUGUAGGUUUUUGCGUAAGUAAGGUUAACUGUAUGUUUAUAUGCUCCAGCAGGAAUCGCCUUUUUAGUUACUGUGCUUGCAAAAAUAGUUCUUAAACGAUGUUACGAUACACGGGUAUCAUUUUAUUUUUGACAUGCAUUGUAUGCGUUAAGGCGCAUUCAAAUGCAAUAGCAAACGCAGUUGUUACAAUAAUCCAGCAACUCGAGCAGGAAAUCAAAUAUGAGACAGGUUCUAAAGAUACCGGCAUAAUUCAACGUCAUGAACAUGUCGUCCCAAUCAGGCCAACCCCGUUCCGCCCAAAAAGAAUGAAAAUUGACUACACCUAUUCCGAGACUCAUCCAACAGUCAGAAUAAACAGUGGACUAGUCAAUGGCGCCUCGCAUCCAGAAUCUCAAGCUUUCUACAGCAUUCCAUACGCCAAUCCUCCCAUAGGACCACUCAGGUUUAUGCCACCGCAACCAGUGGACGCUUUCACUAAAGCACUCAAUGCAUCAGUGCCUGAUUAUCGGAUGUGCUACCAGAUGGAACAUUGCGAUGACGACGGUUUUUGUGACGGUGUGUUGAUGACAGAGGAUUGCCUUGUACUCAACGUAAACGUGCCAACAUCUCUUGAUCUUUCCGAUCCCGAACAAGAACCGACUAAAAAGCUCCCAGUAAUGGUAUACAUUCACGGUGGAUUCUUUUUCUCUGGAAGCGGAACCGACUCUGAAAUUGACGGCCGUUGGAUCAGCCAAGCUGCCAACGCCGUUGUAGUUACUAUUAACUACAGAUUGGGUCCGUUUGGAUUUCUUCUUUUUAAAGAAAAUGGAAAUCUUAUUGAAGCGAAUCAAGGAUUUAAAGAUCAGCAACUAGCACUGCAAUGGGUGCAGGACAACAUCGGGAAGUUCGGUGGAGAUAAGGACAACGUGAUGAUUUUUGGAGAAAGUGCCGGUGCACAGUCAGUUCAUUAUCAUCUCAUUUCAGCCAAAAGCAGCAACUUGUUUAAACGAGCACUUACAGAAAGCAACCCUGCAGCAAUGGCUUUCAAUACAGUAGAUCAAGCCCUUGGUGUAACCGAGAGAGUUCUACAAGCCAUUAAGUGUGCUGCUGGUGAUAUUACUUGUCUCAGAUCAAUAGACCCUAUGGUGCUUGCAACAUGCACCCCUAAGGUAAUGGUUCGAAGUCUUCUACAAAGAGAAUUGUUUAACGGCAUCGAACCAUUCCGGCCUUACAUUGAUGGGGUUGAUUUUUCCGACCAACAUAUGAAGCUGUUUCAAGAGGGUAAAUGGAACACUGAUAAAGAAAUCAUUUUCGGGACCAAUAAUGAGGAAAUGAUAUAUGCGAGUGCUCUUUUUCAUGGCGUUGGGUUGACUUUGAGUAAACUAUUAUUUCAGGCCUUUAAUAAUGCUAUUCUUGGACCCACAAACGGAGAAAUAGUUUCAAACGCGUACAUCGCACUAGCAGGCACGAGACCUGGGCUUGACUAUGACUAUAGCGACAUCUUGAGUCAGGAACUGACUGAUCUUGUUUUUGCUUGCCCAAACAGGGCGCUCGGAAGAUUUGCGUCCGUUUCGUCAACUGCUGCAAAAGUUUCCGGCCAAGCUCCGUUAUAUCUGUACAACAGCGCAUAUCCUUUCGGAGGGGAAGCAUGUAUUGAAUGGAACAGCGUAGACGGCGUGUGUGGAUACGCGUUUCACUCGUCGGAAAUUAUUUUUGUUUUUAAGUCACCUGAAGGAUAUGGCGUAACUUUCACGGACAAUGAUGAUUUGGCUUCGGAUAUAUUCUCUACAUACUGGAGCCGAUUCGCAGUCGAUGGAAACCCAAACAGCAAUUUGAGACCCCAACUUGCUGAAGUCGACUAUUGGCCGCCAUAUUCUUCGGAAAAUAAUUGGAACAACAUUCUCAUCGAUAUUCCCAAAUCAGUGGUGCAAACAGACUACAGAGAACAGUUUUGCGACAUGUUAGAUGCAACUGGCUUCUACAUUAACCUCACAGGCCCAUAUCAACCCCGCUCAGUUUUGUCACAGCCCGUUCUAAGUCAAAAAUUCCAAAGGAAAAUUUCCUUACAAGAUCAUGGUUUACCUGAACCAUAUAACGGAGCAGGUUCUGCCAUUUAUCCAAGCUUUUUUCGUGUUUUGAUUCUACCACUCAUUUACUUUGCAUCCCAAUUUUGCGCUUAUUAGAUGUGUAAUUUAUUAUCAAAUAAAAUAAUAAUCAGUUGUAAUUUUAUACUGUAUGUUUAAAAAGGAAGUUUUGAUUUUUUAUAUAUACGUUUUAAAAUGACAUCAUUAAUUAAUUCGUUCUAAGUACGACGUACCACCUAUCAUGGCCUAAUCUAGAUAUAUAGUAGGGUGGGGGAAGACGGGACAUCUUUAGCACACAUUAUCCAAACAUCCCUUGUUUUGAACAAUCACCAACGGUCUAUAAAAGUGGUGAGGAUACAGUUUUAGAAUUCUUUUAAUGUUCUUUGUUUACUACUAAAUGGGACGAGAAAAUAGAACGAAGUGUGUCCUAUCUUCCGCCACCCUACUAUAUUUUUAGUAUAGGCGAUGGACCUAUAUAUUGACGUGAACAAAAUUUCCGAUAUUUCGUUCCGCAUGAUUCAAAAUGCACUGUCAUUAUGAGGGACAUUAAAUUUAUUAUCAAACUAAUUAUACAUUGAUUAUCAGUAGCACGAUAUCGAAAAGUAUAGGGUGAACCUAUUGUGCAAAUAAACGACGAUGUUUAAA